Molecule: messenger RNA, 2503 nt
Organism: Caretta caretta (loggerhead turtle)
Lineage: Eukaryota; Metazoa; Chordata; Testudines; Cheloniidae
Gene: TIMCC
Product: family with sequence similarity 136 member A
Cellular component (GO): cytoplasm
Source: RefSeq, a predicted model, not a curated record
CCCCCCCCGGGGAGCGCUGACCCGGGAAGUGAGCGCGCGCGCGGCGGCCGGGGUCCUGCGGCCCAUGUGGGCGCGGGCGGCAUGGCCGAGGCUCCGCAGAGCAGGAUGCAGGAGGCCAUCGACAGCAUGGUGCAGGGGCUGGAGCGGGAGAACAUCCGCAAGAUGCAGGGUAACAUGUUUCGGUGCAGCGCCGACUGCUGCGAGAACGACCUGGCCUCCAUGCAGCAGGUGCACCACUGCAUCGAGCGCUGCCAUGCGCCCCUGGCCCAGGCCCAGGCAGUCGUCACCAAAGAGCUGGAGAGGUUCCAGGACCGUUUGGCUCGCUGCACGAUGCACUGUAAUGACAAAGCCAAAGAUUCCCUGGAUUCAGGGAGCAAGGAGCAGGAGGUGAAACAACAGCUGGAGAGCUGCGUGACGAAGUGCGUUGACGAUCACGUGCAUCUCAUCCCCAGCAUGACCAAGAAAAUGAAGGAGACUUUGGCAGCCAUUGCACAAUAAAGCUGCGUCUGUUUGGGGAGAGAGAGGGAGAAGUGUAGUUCCUAUUAAAAGAGAGACGUGUACACGGAGAUUCGUGUUGGAAAUUGAGGAAUGAAAAUGGAUGAUUAGGGUGAUUUUUGUAUUUUCCAAGUAUUGCAGUUGUCCAUUCGAGAGCUGGUUUGGUUUAAGGGCUUGGUGGUCUGGGGCUGAUUUGAGGGAUGUCACCAGUUGUGGAGAGGACAGACCCCAGUUCUCAAAGGGUUAAUGGUAUGUACACAUCAUGCUGAUAAUAGCAGUGUCCUCCACUGACCUUGACUUCCCUCUGAAUUUAGGCCUGCUGGAAGGCACCAGUUUGACAGGCCCGGAGCCUGAGGGGCCUUUGUCCCUAAGACAGGGGUAACAGCAAUGCAAGCUUCCCCAGUGCUGCCUAACCAAUAUUCCUCAAUAGUGCCCUGCAGGAGUUAAGGGCCAGGUUCUCAGCAGAUGUAAAUCAGUGUAGCCCCAUUAGUGACAGUGGAGCUUUGCCAGUGUAAACCCACUGAGGAUCUGGCUCCAAAAGGCCAGUCUCUGUGUCCUUUUGAUGGUGGUGAUGUGAUGGGCUAGGAGGAUUUGAAGUGAAACUAUCACUGGGUUGGGUUUGAACUGAUGCCCUAGAGUUCAAAGGGCCAGUAUUCCUGCCUCACUUGUUCUCCAGCCUGUUGUGAUUACAAAAAAAUGCUUUGGGGACAGGAUUUUCUCCUCCUCAGCUGCUCUCACAUCUGCAGAACUUACCGUCUAGCACUGACAGGUCCCUCUUGUGCAGAUUUCUUUUGCCGUGGAAGAAACAAUGCAAAAGGGAGCGUGUGCAAUGUAUUAGAUAAUAAGUCUGUUUCUCUUACAAUGUUUCUUCCACCAGGAAUCAGGGAGAACAUUUUUGCAUUGGUUGGUCAAGUCUCUGCAGUUAAAACAUCUUCAGCCUCUACUGCCACUCACACUGGUAUAAAUCAGGAGUAAUGCUACUGGAAUAAAUGGAGAUAUGCCUGUGUGUAAACCCAGCGUGACUGAGUGGAGAAUCAGCCCCUUGUCUUUAUCAGGCCACCAACCCUGCAGUGUCUAAUUCUACUAAGAGAGCAAGGUCAUCCAGCCCAGUAUGGGUUCUCUGGAGCAAUGAUUCACAAGAAGUAGCAUGCUCUGUUGAAAAGGGAUGGCCAAUACCACUUAAUGAUCCACUCCUGAUGGUUUUACACCAGUAUGACUCUAUUGGCUUUAGUGGAGUUACUCCUGAUUUAUAGCGGUGUAAGGAACAGCAGCGUUGGGCCUGAAGUCUGUCUUUAAGAGUUAUACCAGGUACAUUGUUCCAUGCAGUGUGGCAUAAAUAACUGUCCUCACCUGAGCCUCUGCAAAACAACCACUGAAGGUUUUAAUAUUAAAAUUAAAGAUUUAAGGUUUAAGGAUUCUGUCCUCCUUUUUGACCUGAUAUUCCUAAUUAAACACACAGAGAGUCUGUCUCUGUUCUCCCUCAUCCUGGUAUAAAUCAGUUUUUCUGCUAAAGUAUUGGAUUUACAGCAGCGUAAAUCAGUGCACAAUCAGAUUCUUCAGGAUGCUGCAGUGCAGGCUUGAGGUGGAUUUCACAUCUUGUUCCUCCCCGGAGCAGCGGGGAGAGGGAGCAAUGCAGAGGAGGUUGGCUUGAAUGCUGGGGCAAGGCGUGAGUCAUGGAGCAGCAUUACUGGCUGCCUCAGCUGUGGAGCUACUCAGCUGCAGGAGGAGACAGUUCUGAAUCUGUGGUCCUCAAGGUAAAUGAGCACAAUACAGAGAGAUGAUCACCGCCAAAAUAAAAAGGGGAAACGACAUCCGGUAAACGGCAGCACCACCUUGUCCUGUCCUUGUGGCUGGAGACACGGUAGCGAGUAUCUUAGGAUGGUUCUAUUUAUUGUGAGCUGAAUGACCUGUUGCGUACAGCUAUAAUGAACACAACCAUUUUGUUCUGUCCUUUUAAAAACUGAUUUAUUUUCCGAAAGUUUGAUUCAAAAAUAAAUGUUAGAUGACA